Lontra canadensis (Northern American river otter) is the source of this 2557-nucleotide messenger RNA. It is a transcript of the gene POLI, whose product is annotated as DNA polymerase iota. NCBI's taxonomy places the organism in Eukaryota, Metazoa, Chordata, Mammalia, Carnivora, Mustelidae. Gene Ontology annotation, biological process: translesion synthesis. The coding region runs from base 50 to 2287 and encodes 745 amino acids. The record is from RefSeq and is a predicted model, not a curated record. Gene Ontology annotation, molecular function: damaged DNA binding; DNA-directed DNA polymerase activity. The transcript is spliced from 10 exons.
AGACCGGGCGGAAGCGGCCGGAAGCUGCGCUGCGGUUGGCCGCGACGGGAUGGAGCAGCUAGGGGUGGAGCCCGAGGAGGAAGCGGGCCGAGACGAGGAAGAGGACGCGGCUCAGGCCAUGGAGCGGGCGGAGGCGGGGGAGGCAGGCGGCUCGCCCGGUGCGCCCGGGCCUGAGGAGCCCGGCGGCCUCACUUGGUUGGUGCCAGAAGGAAGUUCUUCAUCCAGAGUCAUAGUACAUGUGGAUCUGGAUUGCUUUUACGCACAAGUAGAAAUGAUUUCAAAUCCAGAACUGAAGGGCAAACCUUUAGGAGUUCAGCAGAAAUAUUUGGUGGUUACCUGCAACUAUGAAGCUAGGAAACUUGGAGUUAAGAAACUUAUGAAUGUCAGAGAUGCAAAAGAAAAAUGUCCACAGCUGGUAUUAGUUAAUGGAGAAGACUUGACUCGGUACAGAGAGAUGUCAUAUAAAGUUACAGAGUUGUUGGAAGAAUUUAGUCCAGUUGUUGAGAGACUCGGAUUUGAUGAAAAUUUUGUGGAUCUAACAGAAAUGGUUGAAAAGAGACUACAGCAGCUUCAAAGUGAUGAACUUUCAGCACUGACUGUGUCGGGUCAUGUAUAUAAUAAUCAGUGUAUAAACCUGCAUGACAUCAUGCACAUCAGACUGCUUGUUGGAUCUCAGAUUGCAGCAGAGAUGCGGGAAGCCAUGUGUAAUCAACUGGGUCUCACUGGCUGUGCUGGUGUGGCUUCUAAUAAGUUACUAGCAAAAUUAGUUUCUGGUGUUUUUAAACCAAAUCAACAAACAGUGUUACUACCUCAGAGUUCUCAAGUUCUUAUUCAGAGUUUGAGUCAUGUAAAGGAAAUGCCUGGUAUUGGUUAUAAAACUGCCAAACGUCUUGAAGCGCUGGGUAUCAGUAGUGUGCAUGAUCUUCAAACCUUUUCACCCAAAAUACUACAAAAGGAGUUAGGAAUUUCAGUUGCUCAGCGUAUCCAGAAGCUCAGUUUUGGAGAGGAUACUUCUCCUGUGAUGCCGUCAGGACCACCUCAGUCCUUUAGUGAAGAAGAUUCAUUUAAAAAAUGUUCAUCAGAAGUCGAAGCUAAAAAUAAGAUUGAAGAACUACUUGCCAGUCUUUUGAACAGAGUAUGCCAAGAUGGAAGGAAGCCACAUACAAUCAGAUUAACAAUCCGUCGGUAUUCAUCUGAGAAUCAUUGUAGCCGUGAGAGUCGUCAGUGCCCUAUUCCAUCGCAUGUAAUUCAGAAGUUAGGGACAGGAAAUUGCGAUGUGAUGACCCCAAUGGUUGAUAUACUUAUGAAACUUUUUCGAAAUAUGGUGAAUGUGAAGAUGCCAUUUCAUCUUACCCUUUUAAGUGUGUGCCUCUGCAACCUUAAAGUAUUAAAUACUGCUAAGAAAGGGACUAUUGAUUAUUAUUUAACACCAUCGUUAUCAACAACUUCACGGUCUGGCAAGCGCAGUUUUAAAAUGAAAGAUAGUCAUAUGGAGGAUUUUUCCAAAGAAAAAGAAACAAAUUGGAAUUUUCUACCAUCCGGAAGAAUUGAAAGUACAAGAACUGGGGAGGCUCCACUAGAUCCUAAUUUUUCCAAAGAAAAAGACAGUGAUGAAUCCCCACUCUGCUCACUUCCCGAAGGUAUUGACCAAGAAGUCUUUAAGCAGCUUCCAGUAGAUAUUCAAGAAGAAAUCCGUUCUGGAAAAUCUGGAGAAAAAGUUCAAGGCAAAGGAAGCUUAAGUUGUCCAUUACAUGCCUCUAGAGGAGUAUUAUCUUUCUUUUCUACCAAACAAAUGCAAAGUAGUCCCUUAAAUCCUACAGAUCAUUUAUCCAGUAGUAAACAGAUACCUGUAUCUCCCUGUGAACCAGGAACAUCAGGUUUAAAUAGCGGUAGUUCCUCUUCUCCAUGUAGCCAAAAGGAUUAUUCACAUUAUAUAGACAGUAGAUUAAAAGAUGAACGAAUGAGUCAAGGACCUAAAGAAUCUCAAGGAUUUCAUUUUUCAAAUACAAACCCUGCUGUAUCUAUUUUCCAUUCAUUUCCCAAUUUGCAGAGUGAGCAACUAUUCUCCAAAAACCGCACUACAGAUAGCCAUAAGGAAUCAGUAGUGACAGUUUCUCAUCAUGAGAGACUUACAGAAAAUAAAGAGCAAGAUUCUAGUGAUGAGAAAAUUACCUUUCCUUCUGACAUUGAUCCUGAAGUUUUCUAUGAACUACCAGAAGAGGUACAAAAAGAGCUGUUAGCAGACUGGAAGAGAGCAGCAUCAGAUUUCCCCUUUGUACAUAAAUAAGCAUGUUCAGAAAAAAGGUCUAGAAAGCAAAGGAAAGGCCAUUGUUCUCAGAUUUAGUAGUUUAUUAAGCUCCUCUAAGUUAAACACUAAUAGAUAUUCAAUAAUGUAGAAAUCCAAUAUAUAAUGUUCUAGAUAAAAGCAAGUGUAGUUAUGGGAAGUAAAUUCUGGCACAAAGCAUAAAAAUACUCAUACCAAGAAAUAAUGUAAAAUUAUCCUCUUAUUUCUAAAGUUAUUUUAUAUUGCUUUUCAAUAAAAAGAAUAUCAUGGUUA